AUGGUUCGCUCUAGUCACCGUUGCGCCACCGCUCCUCUUCCUGCUCUUCUUCCUCUCCCGCGUCCGCCCCGCUCUGGCGCAGCUGCGGCGCGCGCGCAGCGCGGGCAUGAUGGGCGGGCAGUGCGCCGUGAUGGCGGGAUUCUACGCGCUGCUGUGGGCCGCCGCGGGAACGAACCUCGUGCGCAGCCUGGCGCAGGUGAGGCGCGGAACGGCUCAGGUGAGGCGCGGAACGGCUCAGGUGAGGCGCGGAAUGGCGUUGAUGUGAGGGGCGGCAUGGCGAGGGGUGGGUUCAGCUUGGCGGGACGUGGAGAUAAGAGUUGGGCGUCGGGGAGAAGGAUGUCCGCGGACCACGAUGCACUGCGCCUCGCAGCACUGCGCCGCAGCGCGCUGCUGCUGCUCUCACCAGAUGCUGCGGCUGAGCCUGCAGCCAGCAGUGCGUGGCUGAGUGGGGCGUGGCUGGCGGCGGGGUGGGUGAGCGUGGCGUUGGAGGCGGGGGUGCUGCUCUUCCUCAUGCACGGCGUCCGCAUGUCCGCCUCCGAGGCCCUGCUGCGCACCGCUGUCAUCGCUGCCAUCCUCGCUGGCGCUGACGUGGCAGUCAAGGCGUCGCUGGUGUUCCACCACGCGCUGCCGCUCUUCCACCCGGCCCUCGCACCCGCCACGCCGGGCGCCGUGUGGCUCUUCUGGCUCGCCCACGACGGCCUCCACGCCGCCGUCUACGCCGCACUGCUCUCCCUGCCGCUCUCCCACUGGCGCGACGCCCUCCCUGCGCGCCCCGCCUUCCACCGCUACGUGCUGCUGCUACUGCUGCUGCACUCUGCCUCUGCCUUGGCCGCUCUCCUCCUCGCCCUCCACGUGCCCGCCGCCCUCUGCAUGCGAGGGCUGGCAGAGUGUGUGUACUGGGCGCUCUUCCCGCCGCUGCUCUACCUCACCUUCCUCGCCGACUUCUUCCAGGACGAGGACACGGAGGUGGAGGAUGCAUACUACUCUGAGAUGAGGGAUGCAGGGAUGUUUGAUGCCGAUGGGGACUGGGACUGA
Messenger RNA from Closterium sp. Yama58-4, 1035 nucleotides. Lineage: Eukaryota; Viridiplantae; Streptophyta; Zygnematophyceae; Desmidiales; Closteriaceae. The record is from the annotation of a GenBank genome assembly.